Molecule: messenger RNA, 1780 nt
Organism: Paramuricea clavata
Lineage: Eukaryota; Metazoa; Cnidaria; Anthozoa; Malacalcyonacea; Plexauridae
Source: the annotation of a GenBank genome assembly
UAAUUCCUGAAGUGAAUGAAUGGUGGUCAUGGAUGAGGAAGGAAAUUCUGGAUGAAUUUGCAGGAAAAGAUAUUGUUGUUGGUGGGGAUGGCCAAUGUGACUCCCCAGGUUUCAAUGCCAAGAAUCUUUGUUAUUUCAUGGUAGAAAACAGCACAAAUUAUAUAAUUGGCAUUGAAAUUUUGGAUAAGAGACAUGUUGGCUUAAUCUCCACCAAUAUGGAAAGAAAAGCGGUGAAACAAGGAUUGGAUAAGCUAAAGAAUGACAAUGUAAGGGUUGUCGAGUUUGUGACGGAUGCUUCCUCUUCCAUUAAAGCUUUACUAGGUUUGUAAAUAUUACGAUUACUAUCCAUAUAAGAACAUUUAGCUGCGAUAGCCUACAUCCGACUUUACCUCUUUACUCUGUCUAGCGCCAGAUUAUUUACUCAUCAAGCGGAAAGUCUUGCGGCUUAAUGGGUUAACAAAUCUAUUUGCCAAUAUAAUCUUUUUAACCCUUUGAGCAAUGAUGUGCCUGACUUUAACCUUUUAUUCGAUCUAGCGCCAGACAAUCUUACUUGUUGAAGGGCAGCUUAAUAGGUUAAACAUGAUGAAACAGCGACUAUCUUUUACACCCAAAAAGCAGAUUUGAGAUCACAUAGUAUACAUGUAGUAGCUAUUUUAGACCAAUAAAAUUUGAAUAUUGUUUAUUUCAGAAUCUCAGUUUGAAGGUAUUGUUCACAGUCUGGAUGUGUGGCACAAAUCUAAAAGUAUAAAGAAGUGCCUUACAAAGGUGUGUAAUUAGCACACUUUUGUUUUUGUUGUGUGUAUGAGUUAGGGACUGUUCAUUAUUUAUACCCUAGGGUGGGGUGGGAGAUUCUUAUGUCAUGUACAAAAAUCUUGUAUCCCUCCCCCCUUUGAUGAUCGCAAAGUUGAAGACCCCUCAUACAACACUUGAAAGUUUACCACCCCCACUGUUUGUACAAAUGGUUUAAUAUUGUAAAUUGCCAGGAGAUUUUACUCAUCAAGGGAAGAGUGCUGCCGCUUAAUGGGUUGACUAUCUGCCUAAAAUGCACCAUAUGUCAACCUUUAAGUGGCAAUGCGCCUAGGUGCACCCACUUUAUUAUUUUACUCUGUCUAACGCCUGAUUAUUUUACUGUUUAACACCAGAUGACCACCAGGGUGAGAGUGCUGCCACUCAUUGUGUUAGGCAUAUAUAUAUAUAUAUAUAUAUAUAUAUAUAUAUAUAUAUAUAUAUAUAUAUAUAUAUAUAUAUAAAUAAAUACCGUAUUGCCUUAGGCCUAUACACAUAUUAGAUUAUACUACAUCAGUGCAAUCUAGUUCUAAACAUGUUUUUACUCUUCUAUGUAUAUACAAGUUGGGUAAGCCAAAAAAAAUGAAAAAGAUUAACGAUUGGUCAGCCCAUAUAGUAAGACACUUCUGGUAUUGUUCCAGUGCCUGCCGAAAGGACGAAACAACGACCGAUGAAGAAGCAUUAAAAACCAUGAAGGUAUUAUUAUUUUUUUUCUUAUAAUUAUAUGUCCCAGUAGUGGCUAAAAUGUCAAAGUCAUUAGUUAUUAAAUUACUGAAAACUAUACCACCAUAUUGUUUCCAAACAUCACUCAUUCUGUUAAUCCCUAAUUGUACUAGCCAUCGCAUGAUUACCUAUACUUAUAUUUACAUAUUCAGGAUAUGUGGAUUGGAUUGCUGCACCACAUAUGUAACGUGCACGAGUGGGUAGGAGGCAAGUGCGACCAUGACAUUGGUGAUCAUGAUGAAUCGUUACCCUGGUUUGACCGGCGAGAUGA